Solanum verrucosum is the source of this 2105-nucleotide messenger RNA. RefSeq lists its product as uncharacterized. Bases 107 to 1858 code for a protein of 583 amino acids. The record is from RefSeq and is a predicted model, not a curated record. Lineage: Eukaryota; Viridiplantae; Streptophyta; Magnoliopsida; Solanales; Solanaceae. The transcript is spliced from 7 exons.
CAGUAACGCGUGCCUCCACGCUCUCCUGUCAGUGCAAAAACGGCGUCGUUUUCUUCAUCGUUCUCAGAAUCUUCACUAGAAAUAGAGGAAGAAAAACAGAUUCAGAAUGUUAGAGGAAAUGAAGAAACAGAAGUGUUUUAUUAGUGAAGAAGAUAUAGCUAUUCUCUUACAAAGGUAUUCGGUAUCAACAGUGCUGGCAAUAUUGCAAGAGGUGGGACAAGUAGCAGAUGAAAAAAUCGAUUGGAAUGCAAUGGUGAGGAAGUCUACUACUGGGAUUACAAAUGCAAGAGAAUAUCAAAUGUUAUGGAGGCAUUUGGCUUAUCGACAUGGCUUGGUUGAUAAAUUUGAUGAUGAGGCUCAACCUUUGGAUGAUGACAGUGAUUUAGAAUAUGAGUUGGAAGCUUUCCCUGCUGUAAGCAGUGAAGCUUCAGCAGAAGCUGCAGCAAGUGCGAAGAUGCUAAUUGCUUCCGGGGCUCCAAAUGAUGCCAAUAUGUUAAAUGGUUCAACCAUUGAGGCUCCAUUGACUAUAAAUAUACCAAAUGGCCAAACAUCUAGAACUGGUAUGGAUAAUUCAUUCCAAGGUACUUCUAUGCAUGGGACAAAUAUUACAGUCCCAGUUGCAGUGCAAAAACAGCCACUGUCCACUGUGGUGGCUGCUGAGGGAUUGGAAACCCAUGGACCAGGUUGUACCAACUUGCCUCCUCGACGAAAGCGUAAACCAUGGUCAGAAGCAGAAGACGUGGAACUUAUAGCUGCAGUUCAAAAAUGCGGCGAAGGAAACUGGGCAAACAUAUUGAAAGGGGAUUUUAAGGGAGACAGAACAGCUUCCCAGCUCUCUCAGAGAUGGGCCAUUAUUAGGAAGCGACAGGGGACCAUGGUUGGGAAUGGUUCGCAGCUUUCAGAGGCUCAGCUGGCAGCUCGUCACGCAAUGUCCCAUGCUCUUAAUAUGCCAAUUGGUGCUGGCGUGGGGCCUAAUUCUGGUAGUGGACCUAGUAACUCUUCUCAUCCUGUUACUGCCGACUUGGCAUCUGGUGGUGCACAAUCCCAGCAUCAACAAGACCCAUUAUCUUCAAAACCUCGGAUAGUCCCCCAAAAGCCAGCACCAAAGCCUACUACGAGCCCAGAUUCAAUGAUCAAAGUUGCUGCUGUAGCUGCAGGGGCCCGCAUAGCUACCUCUUCGAAUUCUGCCUCACAGGUGAAGCUAGCACAACCUAAAACUCCCCUCCAAAUACCUGGAGGAGGUCCUGCAGUCAAAUCAUCUGUCCUAGGUAGUACAAAUGGCUUGCCCAGUAAUGUCCACUUUAUUCGUACCGGUCUGGUGUCCCAUUCCGCUGGCCCACCAAAGGUUGUGCAUUCUGCUGGCCCACCAAAGGUCGUGCAUUCUGCUGGCCCAUCAAAUUCCUCACGACCUGGAACUCAGCAGGUGUUGAGCCACUCUUUGAAACCCGCUUCACCCACAGUUCAACCUAAGCCAAUUGGUAAUUCAUCCAAACCAAAUGCUAUAGCUGAACGCAAUGUCCCAACGUCUACUCCAGUUGCUGAGCUUAAAGUAAAUACGAACCAAGAAGUUCUCCAAAAAGUUCAACAAGAUCAAACACCUCCAUCAGUCAACCCAUUGAUAAAGAAAGCCAGUGAAUCUAAAGAGCACCAAAAAGAGGAUCGAGAUCCUGUUCAUGCUAAUUCUCCGGGCGUUCAGGUUCAAGAAAAGUUGAUUAGUUUGCAAGGUCAGGAGAUAGCCAACAAUGAUACUAGUGAUCCCAAUAAAGCAUCAACUAGAACUGAAAAUGGGAGUGCUAAUGGAGGUGAUCCCAGUAAGGAACCAGCUGAAACUGAGAAUGGGAAAAAUAAAAUGGAGUGACUACUAGGUUGGACCAACUUUGUAUGUAAAGUUAGAUUCAUGGUUGAUUGUUCUUGUCAUCUACCCUUGGUGGCUUUGCUUUCUUUUUGCCUUUUUAUUGUAAAUGUGUAGGUAUCUUGAAAUGUAUUGUUUAUAAUUAUUAGGUGACAAAUUACAAUUCUUUGAUACUUCCUUGUCAAUUGUUGAAUAUUUCCAUGUGUAAUCUUGAGAUCUCUUUGCAAGUGGGUUAAAGAGAUUACUACAUUAA